Molecule: messenger RNA, 1616 nt
Organism: Cuscuta campestris
Lineage: Eukaryota; Viridiplantae; Streptophyta; Magnoliopsida; Solanales; Convolvulaceae
Source: the annotation of a GenBank genome assembly
GAAUUUUGUUCUUACGAUCCGCUUCGUGAAUCAGAUCAUUUGGUGGAUUUAUUGUCCAUCAAAUUGGUGCUCUCGUUGAGAGUUCGAGAAUCAUACUCAGAGGAAACCCUCCAUUAAGACGAUGGUGCAAACACGCAGUAACGCCAAUGUGGGUACCGGAGUUCCCCAACAGGGGGAGAACAGCACCACUGGAGGUCGGAACCCUCCCAUCACCACCGGAGAGGCUGAGGCCCUCAUUCAGAGGGUUGGAAUCACGGCCGAACAAUUCAAAGAGGUGCUGGCCGCACUUGCACCUAACCGCGAGGUUGUGGUAGAAGAAGUGGCUGGGGGACCCACAGGCGGGAAGGCUGGACCCGCGGGCUCCCAAGGGAAAAAGAAGAAAGUAAGGCGAUCCCAGAAGAAGAAGGCGACCAAGCCUAAUGGGAAAGUCGUGAUGGCGGAUGCGCUUUCCAGGUUGGACGAAGAGGACGAGUCGUCCUCCUUUGAGCGGAUGUCUGCCUUUGACCAUUUGGGAGACCCCAAGUCAAAGAAGCCUCGGACCUCUGCGUUCGAACGGUUGCAGGACACUCGGUCGGCCCGAAAGGGCGACUUGAGGGAUGCGCUCAAGGAGAAAAGGGGGGAGUCCACAGCGACCUCCAAGAUCGAUCCCGAGGUGCGACGGACGACGGUCGAAGGCAAAGGCGCAGCCGAGCUGUGGAGAAUGUACGAGCAACUGGAGAAGCGGCUGGACGCCCAGAACCCCUACCGCCAGGCGGUCUUCAGCGAGGCGUACAACGGGACGACUGAUCCCCAGGACCACCUCGCCCGCUUCGGGGCUAACGUGGUCAUGUACGCGUACCUGGAAGAGAUCAAGUGUAGAUGUUUCCUGGCAACACUGGAAGGGCAGGCUUGUGAAUGGUUCCACAAGUUACCCAAAGGGUCGAUAGAUAAGUGGAGCGACCUGGCCCACAAGUUCUUGGAGCACUUCGCAUCCAGCCGAAGACAGAAGCUCCCCUUCUCGCAUCUGCUCAAUGUGAAGAUCCGAAAGGGGGAACAGCUCCGGGAAUUCAUAAACAUGUGGGAGAAGGAGGCAAGGGACGUCCAAGGGGCGGAUGACCAGGCCCUGAUCGCCAUGCUCCAAGCUGCACUCCCCCAAGGGGAUGUGCACAAGGAGCUGCGACGGAAUCCUCUCUCAACCUACCAGGAGAUGUUGGCCAGGGCGAAGUACUUGGCGUUAGAAGAAGAAGAUGAUGAGCCACCAGUCCGGAAGGAGAAGAAAAGUGGGCCACCGGUGGCAGAAGGGAAGAAGAGAAAAGACUAUGGUAAGGGGCCAAACCCUAACGGGUAUCAUGCGAACAGACAUCCUGUUCACGCGGUACAGUCGUUGCCUACCCCUCCUCAUAGCCGGGAAAGCUAUGGUGUGCAGGAUGCACCCAAGUACUGUGAGUACCACCGUAAUAGCACCCACAAUACGUCGGAGUGCGUUACGUUGAAAAAGGAGAUGGAUCAGCUGAUCGCAAGAGGGCCACCUCCUCGGUCGGACCGACCGUCCUCGAGUAACCGGACCUGGAGAAGGCCAUCAGCCCCCGCGGCAGCGAUCACGGCGGGGGAAGGGCAGGAAGAUGGGCGGCGACAUC